Messenger RNA from Dendronephthya gigantea, 849 nucleotides. RefSeq lists its product as uncharacterized. Lineage: Eukaryota; Metazoa; Cnidaria; Anthozoa; Malacalcyonacea; Nephtheidae. The coding region runs from base 123 to 641 and encodes 172 amino acids. The record is from RefSeq and is a predicted model, not a curated record. The transcript has a single exon.
AUGGUUCUAAAUUCAACCCAGCAAAGAGCUGCAGAUACAUCCUAAAAAGAAAUAAUAACGCACUUACAGGAGUUUAUUGGAUACAGCUUACGCCUGUGAAAUUGUUUCAAGUUUACUGUGACAUGGAAACUAACGGGGGCGGUUGGACGUUGGUUUAUAGCUACACAUUUACAAAUUACGGAGCUUUCACAUCAGGUAGCAAUGCUGUAACACCCCGUCCAAGUUGGCCAGCUAGUAGGGCAAAUGUUCCAAUUUCUACGACUCCUCCUCUUAACGAGUCAUCACGCGGGGCUGUAGACUGGAAUCUUUGGAAAAGAAUUGGGCAAGAAGUCAUGGUUAAAUCGAAUAUCAAUGAUUGGAUCAUUUGCAAACCAAACGUUGGAAGUUUGGUGAUAAAGAAAUCAGGAUCAAUGAAUUGCCAAAAUAUAAAGAAUGUGGCGACUGCUUGCAAUGGUGUUGCACCAACAAGAGUUUGGUGGGGAUCCGUCGGCCCAGACUUCAGUGGUCCCAAUACUUAUUAUUGGUUUGAUGGAUACACUAGAAGCAACUGGCCUGUACACAGCCCAUGUAGUGGCAUAAACGGCGUUGACGAUCACAAGAAAGGCGUUUCUAACCCUGGAGGACAAAUCUAUCUUCGUUAAUGUUUGUUUUUUGCAUUAAAAGGUACUUUGUAUACUAAAAUUAUAUAAAAUUAGUAAAACAUAGCUACAAAGGCCCUUUUGGAUUGUUGUAUUUUUAAUUGUUCUUGUAAACAUAUUUACUGCAAGGUCCCAAAAGAGAAAUGGAAAAUAAUACACUUUUAUUGAGGACAUAAAUCGCCAAUGGAUUUCCAUUGUAAACUAUUGAACU